This is a messenger RNA of Penicillium crustosum, 969 nucleotides long. RefSeq names its product dihydrodipicolinate synthase family protein. The record is from RefSeq and is a predicted model, not a curated record. NCBI's taxonomy places the organism in Eukaryota, Fungi, Ascomycota, Eurotiomycetes, Eurotiales, Aspergillaceae. The coding region runs from base 1 to 969 and encodes 322 amino acids. The transcript has 8 exons. Gene Ontology annotation, molecular function: 4-hydroxy-tetrahydrodipicolinate synthase activity.
AUGCGGCCACUGCCUACCGGAAUUUAUACGCCUUUGCCGUGUUUCUUCCACGAGAAUGAGGAUAUAGAUAUUGAGGCCUUCCAGAGCCAUGUGAAAUUCAUUGCGAGUGCUGGAACCAUUCCAGUAGUUUCUGGGUCCAUGGGCGAGGCUAUACAUCUGGACAGAGAAGAGAAAAAGACCAUCAUUCGGUCUGCUCGUGUCGCUCUCGAUGAGGUUAAUUUGCAAGAUGUUCCAAUCGUCGCAGGGGCGGGAGGAGCUAGUACUCGUGAGUCGAUUCAACUUUGCAAAGAUGCUGCAGAAGCCGGCGCAGAUUAUGUGAUGGUUAUCCCACCAGGGUACUAUGCCGGAGCCCUUUUGGCAGAUACCUCUUCAAUCAAGAAGUUUUUUGUGGAUAUCGCAGAAGCAUCGCCGUUGCCAGUUAUCAUAUACAAUUUCCCCGCCGUAUCGGGAGGAAUCGACAUGGAUAGUGAUUUGAUUGUCCAAAUAAUCAAGUCUUCUGCUAACAUUUGUGGCGUGAAAUUGACAUGCGCCAAUGUCGGAAAAUUGACUCGAAUCAUGGCUCAAGUUUCGACGCCAGAAUUCCAGAACGCUUUCCCUCGAUCGUCAGCGACCCCCUUUCGGGCCAUCGAUGGAUUUAUUGACUUCUUACUGCCAUCCAUUUCUGUUGGAUCCGCGGGUGCGAUCAGUGGUCUGCCAAACAUAGCACCAAAAUCGUGCGUGAAAUUGUGGAAUCUGUGCCAAGACAGCGGGUCUAGCAAACAAGCGACCGAGCUACAGAACUUGAUUGCUCUUGCCGAUGGUGUGGCGCUGAAGAUUGGGAUUGCGGGGAUGAAGAAGCUGUUGCAUCGACACUUUGGGUACGGCGAUAAACCUCGGCUGCCACUGUUGCCGAUGAACGACAAAGUAGCGGACGCGAUUCUAUCGAGCCAGUAUCUGAAAGCAUUGUUGGAUCUGGAGGCAACACUGUGA